This is a messenger RNA of Papilio machaon (common yellow swallowtail), 568 nucleotides long. It is a transcript of the gene RpII18, whose product is annotated as DNA-directed RNA polymerases I, II, and III subunit RPABC2. NCBI's taxonomy places the organism in Eukaryota, Metazoa, Arthropoda, Insecta, Lepidoptera, Papilionidae. Gene Ontology annotation, biological process: DNA-templated transcription. Gene Ontology annotation, cellular component: RNA polymerase II, core complex; RNA polymerase I complex; nucleus. The transcript is spliced from 2 exons. The record is from RefSeq and is a predicted model, not a curated record. Bases 107 to 505 code for a protein of 132 amino acids. Gene Ontology annotation, molecular function: DNA binding; DNA-directed RNA polymerase activity.
GUCAUUUUGUCACAUUGUGAUUUGUUGUCGUAUACCGUAUUUAUUACAAACCGUACUUAAAAUAUUAAAAGAAUUUAACUUAUAUUGUAUUAAACUCAUUAUAAUAAUGGCUGACGAAGAAUACGAAGCUGAGGAUGCGGGUGCGGAUUACGAUGACAUCGCAGAAGAGGACGAUAACAUAGAGGAGACCGAAGAACAAGAAGAAGAUGGUUUCAAUACCCAGUGUGUUGCUCCGGGCCAAGCUGGUGGUGGAGUAGAGAAGUCCAAAAGAAUUACCACAAGAUAUAUGACAAAAUAUGAAAGAGCUAGAGUUUUAGGUACUAGAGCUCUACAGAUAGCUAUGUGUGCUCCAGUUAUGGUGGAAUUGGAAGGUGAAACGGAUCCUCUACAAAUAGCUAUGAAAGAAUUGAAACAGAGAAAGAUACCUAUCAUAAUACGGAGAUAUUUACCUGACCAUUCCUACGAAGAUUGGAGUAUAGAUGAACUUAUUAUCAUUGACCAUUAAUGCUAAGUAGAAAUAAGAAUAACUUUACAAGACGAAAAGAUUUAUAACAUACUAGCUGUCGCC